AUGGCGACUGCAAACCACUCCCAGGCAGAUUGCCAGACAGAUUGCACAACCGCAGUACUUGCGAGUCGAGGAGCACGAACACGCUGGUCUACACUUAGGAAUUCCUGGUCGAUUGGGCCUGGAAUUGAUAUUCUCAGUUCAUCAGCCACCUUUGGCGGUGAAAUAUCCGGUGAACAGCUGGAAGCGCACGGGAAUGUGCGCGCACAACUCAAUAAGGACGAGUAUGGAGCUAUCAUCAGUGGUGGUCGGAUGAUGUGUCAACAACAUAAAGCAGUCAAAGUGCACGCCUAUAGGACAACUGCGGUGAAGGACACAAUAGACAGAGCGUCUAGUGAAGUGGGGUGGGGAACGCCAUCCGCUGUGGUUAAUGGAAGACGAGUUGCGGCCUUGUUGCCGGCGAGACAACUUGCGGCUUUUUUAGGCAAGACGUUAGUCGCCAUGGACAGCGUUGCCGACAGUGUAUCGGGGCUGUGGCGCAAACAGCCCCGAUACACCGUCGGCUGUCGAGAUACACUCGAAAGAAAACGCACACACGCCAACCGUAUACUUUUGCAUCUUCCGAUCGAAGGAUCAGUGGAUUUUGGGGAGAUUUCAUCAUCAGUGUUUCUUUGCAAACCAGGGGGCAGCACGCAGGGGGCCAAGGGCCCCCCCAUCGACGAAAGACAAGGCCAAACCAAUGACUGGGCAAGGGCAGCAGAGCAGGCACCAACAAAGCCAAUUUGCGCAGAAGCCGUUGCCACAGCUGAUGCGGAGCCUCAACCUGCCGUUGCAGCCACCGCUGUCUUGCGAAGGUCGUCGUCUCCCGUUCCCCCUUUGCGAGCGGCUCCCCUCUUUGCCUCAGCCCCCCCUCCUCCCGCCAGUGUUACGGCGUCUGCUUCGGGGGCAGCAACGGCAGCCGCUCUUGCAAAUGCUACUUUUGCCAGAGCUGAGCAGGCGGCCCCUCAAGCGGCUACCACAUCUGCGGCUCACGCCACCCCUCCUGCUCGUCUGCUGGGCAGCGACUUCUCCGUCGGCAGCAGAACGCCUAGUUUCCUUUUCUGCGGUGCGAAGGGUCUCCUAUCACGCCGCCCUCAUGAGAAAGGCCCCCCCUUUACCCUCGUCGCUGCCUCACGACGGAAGAGCUCUGAGGCUCACCAGCAGGCGCAGCAGAAGCAGCAGGACGACAGAUACAGAAUGCUGCUGCUAAGUGAAGGCACAGCGCAACAGCGAGAGGAGCUGUGGAGGGAGCUGCAGCAGCUGCGGCGGCAGAAACUCAGCACGACAGGCCUUGUCGGCAUGGAAAGUGGCUCCCUAACUGCGGCAGCAGCAGUGGAAGGCGAGGCAGCAACCACUGCAGCAGGAAGCAUGCAGCGCAUCGCUGGAUACGACAUAGAGGAUGCAGAUUUCGCCGCUGCACUGCCUCCAGGGCUGCCGCCGCUCCCGCCGGAGGCCAUCCUGCAACAGCAGCAGCAACAGGAGCAGCAGGAGCAGCAAAUGCAGCAGCAGCGGCAGCUCGAACAACAGAAGGUGAUCGAAGAGCUACGCAAAAGGCAGAUGCAGCAUGUCGUCCCCAGAGGAAUGCUCCCGAAGCUCACCAUUGAGCAACUCAUGCUCGCGGCAGAGAAGAGGGUGCUUCCCCACCCGCAUCUACGCUUGAUGAUUGCGGGAAGUGCUUUCGUUGUUACGCGGGAGGCCUUAGGUCCCCUCUGUCUCCCCACUGAGAAGUUCAUAGUUCCUGCUCUUGGAGCCAGCCCUUUGGCGUCUCGAGGAGCAGCGCAAGAGACGGCAGGAGACGUGCUAGAGGCUGCGACGGAGGCUCCCUUUGUCGGAGUGCCGAUAGCCGAUUGGGAAACGUUCCCUUGGCCACAUUAUCUUGAGGGGCUGCAUCUCGGGGAAGAAAUGGAAGCGCUGCGUCAUGAGCGAGACCUCGUGGAGAAGGAGCUGCCAGCCCUCGCCAAGCGGCUCAAGGAGCUAGAUUUUGAUUGGCAGCUAGGAGCCAGCACAGUGUCUCGAAUCGAGAGGGAGCUAACAGAAUUCCGUCUCCUUCUGAAGGCCCUCCCAGUGUACUUGGCAUCCAAGCCCUCCCCAAAAGCUGCUUUCAGAGGGCCUCCCGUGUACUUUGUCGUCCCUAGUGGUGUCUCCCAAGAAGGCACCACCACCACCACGCAGGGGAAUGAGCCUCAGUAUCCUCCCGAGACAGCGGCCUUCCGCCUAGGAGCUGCAUGCAGCGCGUUGCGGCAAAGAGGGAGAUUCCUCUACUUGCCAGGGGCCUUAGAGAGACUCGAAACAGAGGGUCAGAUGCCGCUGUAUGCCAUUGUGGCGCUGCAGCAGUCCAGAGCAGGCUUCGACGGCGUGCAGCAAAUGCAGCAGCAAAUGCAGCAGCAAGUGCAGCAGCGAGCCGGUCUGGGGGAUGAGGGAAUGCAAGAAAUGGAAUCUGUAAAGGAGACGAAGCAAAGGCAGCGACUGCCGCCAGACAUGCUGGAGCUGCAGCGCAGGCUGCACAACAAGCAGCAAGAGAAAGAGGAGGAGCAGCAGCAGCCUCCUGGACACGUCGUGCAGCAGGGUGCGACUGCUGCUGAGGCGGAGAUGGAAGCGGCAGCUGCUGCCAUUGAGGAAGGCGCUGCGCUGGAGGCCUCACGGCAGGUUCCUAGCCUUGUUCCCUUUGGUGAAGGCGUUCGUACACCCCGAACUGCAGCGACAGUGACUGGAGGAAGUGCUGACUCGGAGAGAGACGCCCUCAUUUCGGAUUUCGACUUUGGAGCGGCUGAAGAGACAUCCGACUGUUUUCUCCCCACGCCGCCACACCCAGUGAAGCGCCGCAUCGGCCUCAGACAGCGGCUGCAGCAGCAGCAGAAGGAGCACCCUCUUCAGUAUCCGUUUCCAAUGCACUCGAGGCGACAAACAGAAGGCGGAUAUCAGUAUGUCUUCGACCUCUGGUCGUGGGACGAUGUGAUAGAAGCCUUGCAGUAUUUCAACGACUUGUACGAUCCAGUGGCGAAGGCGCUAAACAGGGCCGUCACUUUCAACGAGCUGCCGGCAGACUGGAAAAUUCCCGGAGAGAAUGUCACCUCUUUGCAAAGCCCGUGGCGGACAGAGCAGCAGCAGCAAGAACAGGCAGAAGAAGCAAACCUGUGGCCUGCCCAGUGGUGGGGAAUGCCCCUUGGUCUGUACGUACACCAGAUCAGGCAGGGUGAUGUAGAUGCGCGCUUCCAUCCCCGGAGGCGGCCAGUUCUGGACCGCCUGGGGUUCAGGUGGGAAGGAACCGAAAAGUAUCUUAACUUCACGUGGAUGAAGCUCCUCAAAGGAGUCAAGUGGUGGAUGUUUUUUAGACAACAUCCUAUUGUUCAGUUGGGCCGAGAUGCCGUAAUUCCUCCUUCCUGUUUGGUUGCGGAUGUAUGCAAGCCGGAGGAAGUUCAGGGCCUUUGCAUCGGGGAGAUAGUUUACCAGGCACGCCUCCAAGAACCCGUCCUGUAUCACCACUACCCUCAGCGGUACGAGCUCUUUAGGCAGUUUGGUCUAGCCAUUCUCCCCGCCGAGCGACUCAUCCUCUCCUACCCAAAAGUCGAGACAGACAAGGAGGAACUGGCGCCGAGGGGGUUCACGCUUAAGGAACUCCCCGAGGCGAUCCGAGAAGAAUACUGA
This is a messenger RNA of Cyclospora cayetanensis, 3621 nucleotides long. RefSeq lists its product as uncharacterized. The transcript has 14 exons. NCBI's taxonomy places the organism in Eukaryota, Apicomplexa, Conoidasida, Eucoccidiorida, Eimeriidae. The coding region runs from base 1 to 3621 and encodes 1206 amino acids. The record is from RefSeq and is a predicted model, not a curated record.